Saccostrea echinata is the source of this 356-nucleotide messenger RNA. RefSeq lists its product as uncharacterized. The record is from RefSeq and is a predicted model, not a curated record. The transcript has 3 exons. Lineage: Eukaryota; Metazoa; Mollusca; Bivalvia; Ostreida; Ostreidae. The coding region runs from base 1 to 342 and encodes 113 amino acids.
AUGGACCUACUCCUGCUCCAGUCAACUCCUCAGACGUCAGCAGUCAGAAGAGGUACAUCCUCUGGUGAGCAAGCCGCCACCCCAACACUUCCAGAGGCUCCAGAUCGCGAUAAGUAUGUUCAACCAACCAAAACGAAAAAAGCAGCUUUAAAGCGGAAGAGGUCGGUGGAGGACGUUUAUGACCUUCAAUGCGAGGUUCUGGAACAGGAGCUGGAGAAGAACGAGCUGGAGAUAGAGAAAGAUCGACUCCAGAUUAAUAUCUUAAAGUCAUUACAGGAAAGGGUUGCAGCUGGGGGACAAAGUGAUCCUUUGAUGGAGUUGUUCUCCACCUUGAGUCGCUGAGUGAGAGAGCAAGA